AUGGCGCCGGGGACUGGACGCGGGGGCUGCCUGUUGUUGGAGGUGGUGGCUGCCCUGACCCAGCUCAUGAGGCCCCCUGGUUGCUGUGGAUCCCAGAUUAUCGGGGGCCAUGAAGUGGAACCACAUUCCCGGCCCUACAUGGCCUCUGUGAGUUUCCAGGGCCACCACCGCUGCGGAGGCUUUCUGCUCCAUGUCCGCUGGGUGGUGUCAGCUGCCCACUGCUUCAGAGACAGGGACCCCUCCACUGGCCUGGUGGUGCUUGGGGCCCAUGCACUGCUCAAAGCAGAGCCCACACGACAGGUGUUCAGCAUUGCAGCUCUUGUCCAGCAUCCCAGUUACCAGCCUGGCACACAGGCCAACGACAUCUGCCUGUUAAGGCUGAAUGGCUCAGCUGUCCUGGGCCCUGCUGUAGGGCUAUUGCGCCUGCCACGGAGAGGUGCCAGGCCACCCUUGGCCGGGACGCGUUGCCGUGUAUCCGGCUGGGGCUUCAUGUCUGACUUUGAGGAACCUCCACCAGGGCUGAUGGAAGUCGAGGUGCGCGUGCUGGACCUGAGUGUCUGCAACAGCUCAUGGCAGGGCCAGCUGCGUCCUGCCAUGCUCUGCACCUGCAGUGGGGACCGCCGGUGGCGAGGUUUCUGCUCGGCCUCUGGUGUGGUGACCCCAAGACCCCGGAUGUCUACACUCAAGUGUCAGCUUUUGUGGCCUGGAUCUGGGAUGUGGUUCGGAGAAGUUCCUCCCCUUGCUCUAUGGGAUGCUCUGUGAGGGAUGUUUGAAUCUCAGCCCCCUACUGAGAUUGAAUGGCAACCUGUGUCCACUGGCUAGGGUCUGGAAAUGUUCCAUGGCUUG
This is a messenger RNA of Onychomys torridus (southern grasshopper mouse), 846 nucleotides long. RefSeq names its product serine protease 57-like. Gene Ontology annotation, molecular function: serine-type endopeptidase activity. NCBI's taxonomy places the organism in Eukaryota, Metazoa, Chordata, Mammalia, Rodentia, Cricetidae. The transcript is spliced from 5 exons. The record is from RefSeq and is a predicted model, not a curated record. The coding region runs from base 1 to 762 and encodes 253 amino acids. Gene Ontology annotation, biological process: proteolysis.